Messenger RNA from Striga hermonthica, 918 nucleotides. The record is from the annotation of a GenBank genome assembly. NCBI's taxonomy places the organism in Eukaryota, Viridiplantae, Streptophyta, Magnoliopsida, Lamiales, Orobanchaceae.
AUGGACCCGACCGGCCUGAGAGCCCUCACCGCCAUAACCUCAUCAUCUUUGCCGCUCCUCCAUCUCCGCCCCAGAGCUACUCCUCUCCUCCGCCGCCCUUUUCUCUCAUCUCAAAACAAAUCUAGCCCUUUCAGCUUUCCUUUAUUAUCCCUAUCUUCCUCGCUGUGCUGCUCAUCCGAACGGUCCCCAGCCUGUGAGUCGCAAAAUGGUUCGGGUGGGGUUGCGAGUAGAGUUCACCCGAACAAAGAAUUUCUUCAGGUAGUGCUUGUUUCGCCGCAGAUUCCUGGGAACACUGGAUGCAUUGCUCGAACUUGUGCAGCCUCGAAUGUCAAACUGCACUUAGUCGAACCACUGGGGUUUCAAGUUGAUGAUGCGAAGUUAAAGCGAGCUGGGCUUGAUUACUGGCCAUAUGUGGUUGUGAAGGUGCAUCGUUCAUGGUCCGAGUUUCGAGACUACUUCAUGAAACAGGAAGGUGAGAAGCGGCUAUUAGCAUUCACUAAGAGAGGGGUACAUACCCACUCCGAAUUUAAGUACCGAGCAGGUGACUGGCUCGUGUUUGGCUCAGAAACUAGUGGCUUGCCACCCGAGGCACUGGCCGAUUGUAAAGGUGAAUUACUCGGUGGAGGCACGAUUCGGAUUCCUAUGGUUGAAACCUAUGUCAGAUGUCUGAAUCUCUCUGUAAGUGCCGGCAUUGCUUUGCAAGAGAAGGAGAAGAAGACCACCGGAGUUGCUCGAGCAGACGUCGGACGAGCGGGUCGAACGCACGACAACGAGGUGGAAGGGCUAAUCGCGGUUGAAAUUGAGGGGAAAAGCCUCUUUCUUUGUUCGAUCCUCUGUUUGGAGCAGGUUCUCGGGCGGACUCCAGACGAGCUGACGGACGGAAGACAACGAGAGGUUAGCCCAGGUAAGAAAGAAUGA